UUCCUUCCGCAGCCGGACUCCGAGUUGGCCACGAAGCAAGCCAACAUUUUAAAAAUGAACUAGAGCGCAGCAACAUGGCCUGCUUGCGGAUCCGAGCGCUCAUGGCGUUGCCUCUGAUGUGCUCCAUCCCAAUCGGACUUUGUCGGGGAACCACCGCCACUUGCAGACCUUUCUGCAUCGGGACCGACUGCCUGCUGGUCAUCCCGGACCGGGUGGAUUUCACCACAGCCCGGCAAAGUUGCCGAGCCGGGAAGGGAGAGCUAAUGACAUUUCAAUCAGCGGGCGAUGAGAGAUUACUCGAUGUUGUGAGGCAAGAACUGGGCGGAAGCUUCUGGAUUGGACUGCACUUACCGACCGGCGCCUGCAGUAGCCUCUCAGCUCCCAUGAGAGGCUACGAGUGGACCUCUGGUGGCGGACACAGCCACUCCCUCCCAUCUCUCAUCACCUGGAAGGACGCUGUGCGGGUCUGUUCGCCGCGCUGCGUGUCGCUUUCCAACGGUCACAGGUUCACGGAAAGGCCGUGCUCGGAGAGAACCGACGGCUUCCUGUGCCGGAGCCGGCACAAAGACGCGUGCCAGGCGGGAGAACUGUCCGAUGGGGAUUUUUUCCGUAGCUCCAAGGGCUGCUCGGAUGGCCCGUGCGAGCAGAACUGCACCGACGUCAACGGCGGCUUCAGAUGCUCCUGCUUCAGAGGGUUCGCGCCCGACCGCAUGGACCCCAGGCGCUGUGCGGUCCACUGUGCCCGGGAAAGAUGCCCCGCCGUCUGCGAGAGAAACUCCAAUGACGGUUGCCUCUGCCCCCCAGGCUUCAUCUUAAACGGCAAAAUCUGCGAGGACAUCGACGAAUGCCUGAUGGACGGAUGUGACCAAGGGUGCAAGAACACCUUUGGCAGUUUUUACUGCUCCUGUAAAGACGGCUACGUGCUCAAAGACCAGGUGAAAUGCGUCCAAGCGACGGAGGGGCAUCUGGUCCUCACCACUCCCUCCGUCAAAGGCUACGCCAAACCCGACAACCGCACCCGAGGUUCCUCCGCGACGACGGGCACUUUUAUCUGGCUGUGGAUUGUGGCCGCUUUGUGCGUGGUGGUCUUUAUAUGCGUGGUGAGGCUUUGUGUCGUUAGGCGCCAGAAGCGCAGAGAGCAGAGUUCCCACCAGAUGUCAGGUACCGCAGCGGGAAAUUCUUAGAGUCGAAAAUGCCAACGCUGGUUCCAGCUUGUGCCUCGACUCACUCAAUGGUUGGAUUUGAUGUCAUUAUUAACGAGCAAUCCAGCUUUGUAUGCAUUUCUAGUGUCGCAGGAACUCCACGAAAUAACCUUCGGGAACUUCCGGCAACAUCCAACUUUGCACUCGGGACAUUUAGACUUACUUUUGUCAAGUUUUUGGUAGGUUGAUUUCUGCACGCAAGCAUUGUUUUUGCAGUUAUGGUAAAAAAUGUACUUGAAGAAGACAUUUGUGACAGACAAAGUGCUGACCAACAGCUUUACAGUUGCCAAGUCCAGCUCAAAGAGGAAUACCACUAAAUGGAAGGUCGUUUUAGAGCUGAAAGAGACACAGUUUAUUUGGGAGUCGAGCCAAAAGAGACGACUCUCAAACAAAAACUGAACUUCACAUCACAGCAAGGACUAGAAUGAAUGUUAUUCUCUUUGUUAGAGUGCCAUCUAGUGUGGGUGAUAGCACAGUACACUUCAUGCAAGCACGUGUGUGUGUGUGUGUGUGUGUGUGUGUGUGUGUGUGUGUGUGUGUGUGUGUGUGUGUGUGUGUGUGUGUGUGUGUGUGUGUGUGUGUGUGUGUGUGUGUGUGUGUGUGUGGAGGGAUUUUUUUCAAAUGGACUGUGUGUCGCUUUUAAAAGUGCUCCCCCACUGGCCAACAUAUGAAAUAACAAGUGUGUGCAAAAAAUUGAAAUGCACCCUUUUUGGCCAAAAUUAAUUUAAAAAAGUUAAAUAAUGCUGUAAUAACUUGAAGGAAAUAAUGAAGAUAAAAAAUAUAUAUUUUUUAAAAUAUCUAAAAGCAGUCUUUUUCUUACAAUGUCUCGACUUUUUUCUUUUAAAAUUGGGAAGAAUUUCUCACAUUCUUUCUGUUUCUGUUACAUUGCAAUAUUUUCUUGUAAAAGUAUAACUUUUUAAUGUAAAAAUAUCAAUUUUUAAUGCAAAAUGGUGACAUUUGUCAUAUAAAAUUUCAUACUUAUCACAAUAUUGCCAUUUUUUCUGUAAAAUAGUGACUUUUUUUGAGGAAUAUUAUUAUUUUUGAUUAAUAUUAUUUUUUACGUGUUUUGGGAUCUGUUUUUAAAUUGGUUUUAGGAGUCUUUUUACAUGUUUUUAGGAGUAUUUUUCCAUUUUUUAAGAGUUUUUUACAUGUGUUAGGAGUCUUAAUGUGUUUUAGGAGUCUUAUUAUGAGUUUUAGGAGUCUUGUUAUGUGUUUUAUGAGUAAUUUACGUUUUAGAUGUCACUGUGCAUCUCUUCAGAGUCAUUUUAUGUGUUUUGGAGUCGGUUUUAAUGUUUUAGAAGUUGGUUGUUGUGUUUGUAAAUGUUUUACUCGUCAUUUAAUGUGUUAAGUAAUUUUAUGCAUUUGUGUUUCGCACAAGAGGUAGAAAAUCUGGAAUCUGACUUCUGUCAUAAUUUUGCCAAGUAAAAUCCCGAUUAUUAUAAUAUCGCCAACAUUUUAAAGUUUUCCUAUAAAGUUCUGACUUUGGUCGAGUAAAAUUACGACUUCAAAAAUUUAAGCGUUUUUUUGUAAACUUGCAACUGUUAUUGAGUAAAUGUCCAACUUUUUUCAUAAUAUUACAGUUUUUCUUGUAAAAUGUUGACCUGUAUUGAGUAAAAUGACGACUUUUAUUAUAAUACUGCAUACUGUAAUAACUUCAAGAAAAAUAAUAAAGAUUAAAAAACAAUUACAAAAUCAUUUUUUUUACAAAUAACUAAAAGCAGUCUUUUUCUGACAAUGUCUCGACUUUUUUCUUUUGAAAUUGGGAACAAUUUCUCACAUUUUUUCUGUUUCUGUUAUAUUGCAAUAUUUUCUUGUAAAAGUAUAACUUUUUAAUGUAAAAUUAUCCAUUUUUAAUGCAAAAUGGUGACAUUUGUCAUAUCAAAUUCUGACGUAUCAAAAUAUUGUAAUUUUUUGUAAAACUGUGAAUUUCUCACAUUCUUUCUGUUUCUGUAAAAUUACAAUAUUUUUCUUGUAAAAGUAUCACUUUUUAAUGUAAAAUUAUUACUUUUUAAUGAAAAAUGGUGACAUUUGUCAUAUCAAAUUCUGAUGUAUCAAAAUAUUGCAAUUUUUUUUGUAAAAUAGUGACAUUUUUUGAGUAAAAUUAUGACUUCUGUCAUAAUUUUGCCAAGUAAAAUUACGAUUAUUAUAAUAUUACCCAAAUUUUAAAGCUUUCCCAUAAAGUUCUGACUUUGGUCGAGGAAAAUUACAACAUCAAAAAUGUAAGAUUUUUCUUGUAAAAUUGCGACUGUUAUUGAGUUAAAUUCCAACUUUUUCAUAAUAUUGCGCAUCUUCAGUUUUUCUUGUAAAAUUUUGACUUGCGUUGAGUAAAAUGACGACUUUUAUUAUAAUACUGCAUACUGUAAUAACUUCAAGAAAAAUAAUGAAGAUUAAAAACCAAUUACAAAAAAAUAUUUUUAAAUCACUAAACGCAGUCUUUUUCUUACAAUGUGUCAACUUUUUCUGACAAAAUUGGGAACAAUUUCUCACAUUCUUUCUGUUUCUGUAAAAUUACAAUAUUUUCCUUGUAAAAGUAUAACUUUUUAAUGUAAAAUUAUUACUUUUUAAUGAGAAAUUUCAACAUUUGUCACAUAAAAUUCUGACUUAUCACAAUAUUGCCAAUUCUUUUGUUGUUCUUGUAAAAUAGUGACAUUUUUUGAGUAAAAUUGUGACUUUUGUCAUCAUUUUGCCAAGUAAAAUUCAGAUUAUUAUGAUAUUUAAAUUUUUUUAAAGUUUUCCCAUAAAGUUCUGACUUUGGUCGAGUAAAAUUAUGACAUCAAAAAUGUAAGCUUUUUCUUGUAAAAUUGCGACUGUUAUUGAGUAAAAUUCCAACUUUUUCAUAAUAUUGCGCAUCUUCAGUUUUUCUUGUAAAAUUUUGAUUAGCGUUGAGUAAAAUGACGACUUUUAUUAUAAUACUGCAUACUGUAAUAACUUCAAGAAGAAUAAUGAAGAUUAAAAACCAAUUACAAAAAAAUAUAUUUUUAAAUUACUAAAAGCAGUCUUUUUCUUACAAUGUGUCAACUUUUUUUCUUAUAAAAUUGGGAACAAUUUCUCACAUUCGUUCUGUUUCUGUAAAAUUACAAUAUUUUUCUUGUAAAAGUAUAACUUUUUAAUGUAAAAUUUUUACUUUUUCAUGAAAAAUUUCCACAUUUGUCACAAAAAAUUCUGACUUAUCACAAUACCGCCAAUUCUUUCGUUGUUCUUGUAAAAUAGUGAAAUUUUUUGAGUAAAAUUAUGACUUUUGUCAUCAUUUUGCCAAGUAAAAUUCAGAUUAUUAUGAUACUGAAAACAUUUUAAAAUUUUCCCAUUAAGUUCUGACUUUUGUCGAGUAAAAUUACAACAUCAAAAAUUUAAGAUUUUUCUUGUAAAAUUGCGACUGUUAUUGAGUAAAAUUCCAACUUUUUCAUAAUAUUGCGCAUCUUCAGUUUUUCUUGUAAAAUUUUGACUAGCGUUGAGUAAAAUGAUGACUUUUAUUAUAAUACUGCAUACUGUAAUAACUUCAAGAAAAAUAAUGAAGAUUAAAAACCAAUUAAAAACAAAAAAUUUAAAAAUAACUAAAAGCAGUCUUUUUCUCACGAUGUGUCAACUUUUUUCUUUUAAAAUUGGGAAUAAUUUCUCACAUUCUUUCUGUUUCUGUAAAAUUGCAAUUUUUGGGUGUAAAAGUAGAACUUUUUAAUGUAAAAUUAUAAUUUUUUAAUGCAAAAUGGCAACUUUUUUUCAUUUAAAAUGCUGACAUAUCACAAUAUUGGCAAUUGUUUUGUUGUUCUUGUAAAAUAGUGACAUUUUGUUUUAGUGAAAUUAUGUGUUUGUCAUAAUUUUGACAAUUAAAAUUCCGAUUAUUACUACAAUAUUGCGAAAAAUUGUAAAGUUCUCUUAUGAAAUUGUGACUUUUGAUGAGUAAACUUAGAACUCUUUUCAUAAAAUUGCCAAAAUGUUAAGCUUUUCUUGUAAAAUUGCAACUAUUUUGGAGUAAAAUUCCAACUUUAUCAUAAUAUUGCACAAAUGUUAAAAUUUUCUUGUCAAAUUUUGACUUGCGUUGGGUAAAAUUACGACUUUUAUUUUAAUACUGGAGGAAGGCAUUUUCUUCGGUGGUCUCAAGAAGGUUAACAAAUUAAGAGAAUGUGUGUGCGCGUGUGUGAAUUUGGGUGUGUGUGUGUGUGUGUGUGUUAUAUAAAGUGUUAUUGCACACAAAGCUGUGUUUGCAACAUUGUUUUAUUGUGAUUGAGCAACUAAUGAAAAACCAGUUUUAGUUUUAGUUUCAGUUUCAAGAUGAGGUAUUUUAUUUGACUGGAGCAACAUAAAACAAUUUACAGCAAGAAAUUGCAAUAACGGAUGUCCAAAGUCUGGCCAAUUUUUUGUCCCACAGCUUGUUUUGUUUUUAACGACUCUUGGCAUAUUCUAUGAAUGAAAUAAAAUCAUGGAAGGAUAAA
Molecule: messenger RNA, 5629 nt
Organism: Nerophis ophidion (straightnose pipefish)
Lineage: Eukaryota; Metazoa; Chordata; Actinopteri; Syngnathiformes; Syngnathidae
Product: thrombomodulin-like
Exons: 1
Coding region: 75-1184 (369 amino acids)
Biological process (GO): cell migration
Cellular component (GO): extracellular matrix; membrane; external side of plasma membrane
Molecular function (GO): transmembrane signaling receptor activity; calcium ion binding; extracellular matrix protein binding
Source: RefSeq, a predicted model, not a curated record